Messenger RNA from Magallana angulata, 859 nucleotides. RefSeq lists its product as uncharacterized. Bases 62 to 703 code for a protein of 213 amino acids. NCBI's taxonomy places the organism in Eukaryota, Metazoa, Mollusca, Bivalvia, Ostreida, Ostreidae. The transcript is spliced from 6 exons. The record is from RefSeq and is a predicted model, not a curated record.
AACAAUAAAAUCGGGCUCGAAAUUCAUUAAAUGCGAAGGAACACGCCGAAGUGAAAAGAAAAUGGCAAACAUGAACAUGUGUACCGUUUCUUUCAUUCUUAUCAUCAUGCUGUUUGCUCGCAUGCAUGGCAAGCCUUUGGACUCUAUUUGUGAUAGUGCUGGAAAAUGCAUGUGGAAUGGUGGAGGAUGGUACAGGGGCUGUAUUGAUGACAUCCCCAUCCUUUACUUUGAUCGCUUCGACGGCGAUGGACUCUUGGAUCUCCGAGACUGUUCAGUACAAGUUGUGGCGAUUGAAAUUACACCAUUAAGGUGUAAGGACCUGAAUCAGCAUGUUGUUACAGAUAGUGGAGUGACAUUUUAUUUGGGAGAGGCAAAAACCGAAUGUCAUGUUUCUCCCUCCACCGAGGUCCCUCAUCAGACUACUCUUCAAAGCAUCGACAACAGUGAGCAUGCCUCUGACACUUUCCCUCCCACUACAACUGGAAGCGCAAGGAAUAGUAAGCAUCCCUCUACCUCCCCAGCCAUUGCCAGCCAUGCCAUCACCUUUGAGAGCACACAGAUUAGGGAGCAUGUUUCUUCUUCCUCCUCUGAAAUUCUCCAUCCGACCACCCUGCAGAGCAUAAGCAGCAGUGAGAGUGAAAAUGGGAACGACUUCACUAAUGGAAGGACCUUCACCAUCAUUAUAAGUAAAUAUUUGGGUUAAAUGUUUUUUAUUUACCUUUAUACAAUUAGGUAAUCAAGUAACUACAUAAGAAAGUCUUCAUUAUAUUUCAGCAGUGUGUAUUUACCAAUCAGGUUUGGCAUUUUUAUCCUGCCUGAGUUUAGCUGUGUAUGCUUUAUACAGACGCUUAACUUACAA